Messenger RNA from Lucilia cuprina (Australian sheep blowfly), 717 nucleotides. RefSeq names its product troponin C, isoallergen Bla g 6.0201. Bases 210 to 671 code for a protein of 153 amino acids. NCBI's taxonomy places the organism in Eukaryota, Metazoa, Arthropoda, Insecta, Diptera, Calliphoridae. Gene Ontology annotation, molecular function: calcium ion binding; enzyme regulator activity. The record is from RefSeq and is a predicted model, not a curated record. The transcript is spliced from 6 exons.
UUUUAAUUGAUGCAAAUCACUAGACUUGAGUGAUUAUCGUGGUGCUCUAACGUAAACACACAUAAACGGUUAAAUUGCUCCGUGUUCCAAACUGAUUCAUUCUUGACGUAGUUUUAUUUUUUUACAAAAAAAAAGUUUUAAAUUUAAAGAUCUUCUGCAACUCUCUUUCCUCUUUUUAACUUUGGGAUUAAUUUAUUUUCUUUAACAAAAUGAGUGAACAGGAAUACGAUAAAGAACAAUUGAGAAUCAUGCGUAAUGCCUUCAAAGCUUUUGAUCAUGAGGACAAAGGUUUCAUCGAACAUGGCGAUGUUAUACAAAUUUUAGAAAUACUAGGACAAAAACUCGAUGAAAAAGCGGUUAAAGCUCUAAUCAAAGAAGUCGAUAAGGGCAAUUCGGGUAAAUUGGACUUUAAGCAAUUCUGUAAAUUGGCCUCACGUUUCGUAGAAGUUGAAGAGGAUGGACCAGUAUUGAUGGGUGAAUUGAGAGAAGCUUUUCGUAUCUAUGACAAAGAGGGUAAAGGCUAUAUAACGGUAGCCACAUUGCGGGGUAUUCUACAUGAAUUGGAUGAUAAAUUGUCUAAUCAAGAUUUGGAUAUGAUUAUUGAGGAAAUCGAUUCGGAUGGUUCGGGUACGGUGGAUUUUGAUGAAUUCUUGCAAGUGAUGACAGGUUAAGUUUUUCUAUUAGUCUUUUUACCACCUUAUUUUAGUCUAAAGUGGU